This is a messenger RNA of Aspergillus versicolor CBS 583.65, 1096 nucleotides long. RefSeq lists its product as uncharacterized. The record is from RefSeq and is a predicted model, not a curated record. The transcript has a single exon. Lineage: Eukaryota; Fungi; Ascomycota; Eurotiomycetes; Eurotiales; Aspergillaceae. Bases 174 to 770 code for a protein of 198 amino acids.
CUUAUUUUGGGGCUUGUGAGCCUGUCAGGAAGGGUUGUCAGCUGCAACUGCAAGAUUGUGGAUGGUGAGAGGCUGAGCGAGGGAUCGUCCUACUCUUUGCUUGGAGAUUAUCGAGGUUACAUGGCUGCGGCUGCUAAAGGGUUGUGUCUGUUGUUGAAGAUCCUGAGGCAGUGAUGUGUAACCUUAAGGUAACCUCACUGACUCGCCCUCAAGACCGUUGGGUUUCUCUCUUGGCCAUUAUUCCUUCUGCUCGAGUUCAUCCAUCUUGUUGGGAUAAUCGACCGAGUAUUCGGGGAAGUGUGUGUGUGUGUGACUGUAAGCCAGUGGCCAUGUUAUUUUUAGUUUCCUACAUGUGUCCCGUGUGGAUUAGUUUACUCCGCAGUGCACACCGUAUUCGCUGCUCAGCCGAUGUACCCGGGAGAAAUGUUUUGGAGUUUUCGGCCUCUCCAACUCGAAGCAUCGUCGCCGUUAAGAAGCACUCUCAAAGUCUCAAUUAUCCGAUCCCUCGGUGGGGUUGUUCUCCGAACUUCCGAGUCCCGGGUGACCAUCAAAGAUUGACCAGUGUGGAACAGUUUAGGACUGGCCGAAGAUCAGCCAAACCCACCAUAUUUUUUCGUGCGGCUUCGUGCCGUGCUCCGCAUGUAUCUUUGAGGAAUGAUCUCCGAGUUUGCUGUGGCGGUGCGUUGAAGGAGAAUUGGAUAGUUAAGCAGGGCCGAGGAUUCGCCGAGAUGGGAGCCAGGUCCCUGACAGGUUGUUGUGCCUUUGCCUGAACUUGCCAUUCGAGAGUCGGGGGACCGUUUUUGAUUGUGGGAAGAAUUACGGAGCAGUCAAUUCUCAGUGAUAAACUUGAUACACUUAUCUUGGGGACAGGGCCUUCAACAGUAAAUAAAUACUCACUGAGGACGGAGGUUCUUCACCUUGGUAUGCUUGGCCGAGGUUAGCCGUCUGUUCAAACGCCCCGUAUUCCGUAUUGAAACAACAACAGGAAGAAAACCAAAUCCUUCUGCCUAUGACUGCUUCUUCCUUCCCCCACUUCUCGCUCGCACUACUGCUGCUCGGCGCUCGUUCGUCCCCUGGUUUUCGUGCGAUGCCAUCG